Messenger RNA from Penicillium robsamsonii, 267 nucleotides. RefSeq lists its product as uncharacterized. The record is from RefSeq and is a predicted model, not a curated record. Bases 1 to 267 code for a protein of 88 amino acids. Lineage: Eukaryota; Fungi; Ascomycota; Eurotiomycetes; Eurotiales; Aspergillaceae. The transcript is spliced from 2 exons.
AUGCCAGCAGUAUCAAUAUCAGGAGUGGCAACACUGCCCACCAUUACUGUGGCAGCUAAAACCUGCAGCAGGGAUUAUUGGCAAUCUAGCGAGCAGAUCACCAGAGGCUUUGACGAAAGAUUUGUGGUUGGUGACGACAGUCUUGGCAGACUCGGAGAUGGGAACUGGAAUGGGAAUGGCAUUGGAACAGAGUUUGUUGCAGAUGUACUAGACGGCGUCGAAGAUGGAGCAGAACUCGAAGAAAUUGGAGAAGUUGUUGGAGCAUAG